Pneumocystis jirovecii RU7 is the source of this 567-nucleotide messenger RNA. RefSeq lists its product as uncharacterized. The transcript is spliced from 3 exons. Lineage: Eukaryota; Fungi; Ascomycota; Pneumocystomycetes; Pneumocystales; Pneumocystaceae. The coding region runs from base 1 to 567 and encodes 188 amino acids. The record is from RefSeq and is a predicted model, not a curated record.
AUGCAUCGAGAACAGCAAACAUGGCUCAGUGGAGAUCAAAAAAUAUAUAUACUAAGCAGAAAACAGGAGUCAGAAGAACACGGAAUCGGACAGUUUGGAUACAAAUCAAGCCAAUUUAUGUUUACAGCAGACCAGACAGCAGAGCAUCAAUUAUGCUUUGAAAUCCACUCGAGGUAUCGAGACGAGUAUCGUGUCCGGGUAACACUGGACCUUGUGAUGGGAGAUGCAAAAACAUAUGAUAAUAAAGCAACAGAGUCACUGGAUAACAUGACCCAUCGUGCAAAAGACCUUAAUCAGCAAAUCUACGAGAUCCGGCUUGCACAAAAGAUGAUGCGGCGAGAUGACGAAUACGAGAGUGCUGAAAUGGGCACUUAUUCAACUGACGGUGCUUAUUUCUGCAUCGAUCUGGCAGAUGCUGCAUCUUCAGGGGUUUUUUAUCAAGCAAAAGCUUGUAUAGACGAGGCAAGGACGAUAGCGCAAAAAAUACAAAAAAGCACUGCAAGACGCCGCAGGGCCGGUCAAGAUAUUGUAAAUCAAAGGAAAAUACACUGCACAAUACCUCUUUAG